Molecule: messenger RNA, 775 nt
Organism: Saprolegnia parasitica CBS 223.65
Lineage: Eukaryota; Oomycota; Saprolegniomycetes; Saprolegniales; Saprolegniaceae
Exons: 1
Coding region: 1-681 (226 amino acids)
Source: RefSeq, a predicted model, not a curated record
AUGUUUGAGUCGGCGCGUGCCAAGGUGAUGGACACGGUGCACGGCGCCGAGGACUCGGUGCAGUCGACCUUCCAAUCCGCCAAGACCACGGUCAUGGACAAGGUGCACAGCGCCGAGGACUCGGUGCAGUCGACCUUCCACGACGCCAAGACCAAGGCGGUCGACACGGCGUACAGCGCCAAGGACAAGGUGGUCGACACGGCUUACAGCGCCAAGGACAAGGUCGUGGACACGGUCUACGGCGCCAAGGCCUCGACGGAAGACGCGGCUGGAGAUGCGGCGGACAAGGCCCGCGAGCUCCAGAGCAAGGCUGCGGACGCGGCGCACGACGCCAAGGACAAGGUCUCGGACAAGGCGAGUGAGCUGCAGACCAAGGCCUGUGACGCCAAGGACGAGCUCGUCGGCAACACGGAGGACGCUAAGGCCGAGGCCGCGGACAAGACUCGCGAGCUCCAGGACAAGGCGUCGAGCGCUGCGGGCGAAGCCAAGGACAAGGCGGGGGACACUGCCGAGAACGUCAAGGCCAAGGCGUCGGACGCUGCGGGCGAGGCUAAAGACAAGACGCGCGAGCUGCAGGACAAGGCGUCGAGCACGGCCGAGCAGGCCAAGGACAAGGCGUCGAGCGCUGCGGGCGAAGCGAAAGCCAAGGCGCAGGACGCGACCAGCGAUGACACGCCAUAGGUGACCCAUCGUGGCGUUGGCGCCAGUGGGAGCAAGUCGCCUCACGGCCUCUUCCAGCUUCAUUUUAGGCCAACGUUAAUCCACUGCAUUGAGC